Plasmodium gonderi is the source of this 789-nucleotide messenger RNA. RefSeq lists its product as hypothetical. Lineage: Eukaryota; Apicomplexa; Aconoidasida; Haemosporida; Plasmodiidae. Bases 1 to 789 code for a protein of 262 amino acids. The record is from RefSeq and is a predicted model, not a curated record. The transcript has a single exon.
AUGGGAAGUGUAAUGAAAAAAUGGGAUAUGAUGAAGCCCCAAAUAUCCUUGGCCUUCCAAUGGACUAAAAAACAUUUUCACAACUUAAGCAUUAGGAAUGAUGUAAAGUACAAAAAUUUGGAUACACAUCAAAUGUAUUUCAUGUUUAAUCAAUUAAGGGGGAAAAAAAAUAGAAAAAAAAGAGAGAGGGUUAAUUUAAAUGAUGAACAGAAAAGAACAAAAUUAAAAAUUCCACCUGUGAGACUAGAGGAUAGAACAACAGUAUGUGAACCACCAAGUGUUAUUAGUAAAAAUAUUAAAAAAGAAAUUAUGAAAGUUUGUGUUGGUAAGGAAAAAACAAAAAGACAUUUUAAAUUUCGAAAUAAAUAUCGAAUUAGAAAAUUGCUAAGUCUAACUCAUGAUAAGGAAAAUAUAAAAGAUAAAAGAAAAAAUCCAAGUACAUUUAUAACACCUUUAACUAAAUUACAGCAUGAAUCUACACUACCUAGAACAUUAAAUCAUGACAGAUUUAGUUUUCCUCACUCUUUUCAAUAUUCAGUGAUAUGGCAUGGAUCCUCUACUGUAGACCAGGAGGAAGACAACAUUUGUUUUUUCAGUUCAUAUAUCAGCGACUUAUCACUCACAGCACGAGAAAAAAAAAAAAUUAGGGAAAUUCUGGGAGAAGAAAGGGUUGAUUUAAAAAAUGAAAUGGUUUUCCUCGAGAGCAAUUUUUUCAACACUUAUAAUCACAAUGCGGCAUAUUUGGGGGAUGUGGUUCAAUUUUUGAUGAAGCGUGUUAAGAGUUUGUGA